AUGAUACUUACCUACAACAAAGCUAAAAAAGGAAUAGACAUUGCUGAUCAUCUGUCCAGUUACAACACGCCUGUUAGAAAAACGUUAAUCUGGUACAAAAAAGUUGCAACGGAUUUGCUGGCCAUAGCAGUGAUAAACUCUAUGAUAAUUUACAAUGAAUUACACCCUGAAAAAAAAGAAAGGUACACUGUUUUGGCGGCAAAUGAAGCAAUUGUGAAGAGAUUAUUGCAAAUUGAACCUGCUCAGCAGCAAACACGUGAAGCGCAACUACAGACGAGCACUUCACGUUUCCCCGUAAGACAAAGGCAAUACGAAAACCUGUCUUCAUCAUCAAGUACACUGGUAGAAUCUAAUAGGAUUUCACAUUUUUUAGAAAAUAUUGGCAAAGUAAGGGGCAUAUCUGUACGAAGACGUACUGUCUUCAAUGUUAUUCUGAAGUUCCUUUACAUAAAUAAAGCUUUUUUACUAAUAAACGCAAGCGAAGGCGCAGUCAACGCACCACCACCCAAUAAAUAA
Parnassius apollo (apollo) is the source of this 516-nucleotide messenger RNA. Lineage: Eukaryota; Metazoa; Arthropoda; Insecta; Lepidoptera; Papilionidae. The record is from the annotation of a GenBank genome assembly.